AUGGAGCGCUACGACCGCGGCGACGUCUUGGGCGAAGGUACCUUCGGUAUCGUGUACGCCGCCGUGCAGAAGAGCACGGGGCGGCGCGUGGCCAUCAAGCAGUUUAAGCGCGGCAAGUUCAAGGACGGUGUGGACUUCACGGCUCUGCGCGAGGUGAAGCUGCAGGCGGAGCUCAAGCACGUGAACGUCGUGGAGCUGCUCGAUGUGUUCGUGGCCAACGACACCAUGAACGUGGUGUUCGAGCUGCUGCCGAGCAACCUGGAUGACGUCAUCAAGGACAAGGCCGUGGUGCUCACCGCCGCGGACAUCAAGACGUACAUGCAGAUGCUGCUCAAGGGGAUCGCCUACUGCCACGACCACUACGUGCUGCACCGCGAUCUCAAGCCCGAGAACUUGCUGAUCGGGCCCGACGGCCAGGUCAAGAUUGGAGAUUUCGGUCUCGCUAGGGUCUACGGCAGCCCGAACCGCAACAUGACGUCCAUGGUCUGCACUAUCUGGUACCGGCCGCCGGAGCUGCUCUUCGGAGCGAGAGAGUACAGCGGCUCCGUGGACAUGUGGGGCGCUGGCUGUAUCUUCGCGGAGCUCAUGCUGCGCAUGCCGUAUCUCACGGGGAUGAACGAGCUGGACCAGCUCGGAAAGAUCUUCCACGCGCUCGGUACGCCAACGGAGGACGAGUGGCCGGGAGUCAGCUCGCUGGCCAACUUUGUCGAGUUCACGUCGAGCACGGCACCGCCACUGGCGUCGAUCUUCUCGGCUGCGUCGGAGGAUGCAUUGGAUCUGUUGGCCAAGCUGCUGAAGUAUAACCCGGCGGAGCGGAUCACUGCUGCGGAGGCCUUGAAGCACCCGUACUUCAGCAAUUCGCCAGCCCCCACGCCGGUCGAGAAGCUGCCGUCGACCCCUGCGCCGCCUCAAGCAUGA
Phytophthora sojae is the source of this 918-nucleotide messenger RNA. RefSeq lists its product as hypothetical. Gene Ontology annotation, molecular function: ATP binding; cyclin-dependent protein serine/threonine kinase activity; RNA polymerase II CTD heptapeptide repeat kinase activity. Bases 1 to 918 code for a protein of 305 amino acids. The record is from RefSeq and is a predicted model, not a curated record. Gene Ontology annotation, biological process: positive regulation of transcription by RNA polymerase II; protein phosphorylation. The transcript has a single exon. NCBI's taxonomy places the organism in Eukaryota, Oomycota, Peronosporomycetes, Peronosporales, Peronosporaceae. Gene Ontology annotation, cellular component: transcription factor TFIIH holo complex; transcription factor TFIIK complex; cytoplasm.